This is a messenger RNA of Momordica charantia (bitter melon), 1163 nucleotides long. RefSeq names its product aquaporin PIP2-1-like. Gene Ontology annotation, biological process: transmembrane transport. Gene Ontology annotation, molecular function: channel activity. Lineage: Eukaryota; Viridiplantae; Streptophyta; Magnoliopsida; Cucurbitales; Cucurbitaceae. The record is from RefSeq and is a predicted model, not a curated record. Gene Ontology annotation, cellular component: membrane.
CACUCUUCUCCUCGCCAAACCCGAGUCUCUUUCAUCUCUCUGUUGUUCGUUUUAAUUCGUCUUUCAAGUUACUUUUUUUUUUCCGUUCAAAAGGUUAUGGCGAAAGACGACGUGUCGGCUGGGCGAGGGUCGUACUCCGGCAAGGACUACCACGACCCGCCGCCGGCUCCGCUGUUCGACGGAGCGGAGCUGGGCAAGUGGUCCUUUUACAGGGCCAUCAUUGCCGAGUUCAUCGCCACUCUCCUUUUUCUCUACAUCACCGUCUUGACCGUCAUUGGCUACAGAAGCCAGACCGACCCAGACAAGCCCGGCGCCGACGCUUGCGGCGGCGUUGGGAUCCUCGGCAUCGCUUGGGCCUUCGGCGGCAUGAUCUUCGUUCUCGUCUACUGCACCGCCGGCAUUUCAGGUGGGCAUAUAAACCCGGCGGUGACGUUCGGGCUGUUGUUGGCUCGGAAGGUGUCGCUGGUCCGGGCGGUGGCGUACAUGGUGGCUCAGUGCUUGGGAGCCAUAAGCGGCGUGGGGCUCGUGAAAGCCUUUCAGACGGCUUACUUCCACAAGUACGGCGGCGGCGCGAACCAGCUCGCCGACGGCUACAGCAAAGGCGUCGGCUUGGCGGCGGAGAUCGUCGGCACCUUCGUCUUGGUCUACACCGUCUUCUCCGCCACCGAUCCCAAGAGAAAUGCCAGAGACUCCCAUGUUCCUGUACUGGCUCCGCUCCCGAUCGGGUUUGCGGUGUUCAUGGUUCACCUAGCCACCAUCCCCAUCACUGGCACGGGCAUCAACCCUGCCAGAAGCCUCGGCGCUGCUGUUAUCUUGAACAAGGAAAAGCCCUGGAACGACCACUGGAUAUUCUGGGUUGGGCCUCUCGUCGGAGCCGCCAUCGCAGCCUUCUACCACCAGUUCAUUCUGAGGGCUGGCGCGGCCAAGGCUCUCGGCUCUUUCAGGAGUAGCCACUCCGUUUAAUCAUCGCCAGCCUAAAGCCAGCUGCAGCACUUGAACCUCUCUUUUUAGCUUUUUAAGUUUUAGGUUUAUUUUUUUAUCUGUACUCUAAAGCUGGUUUUAUUUUAUCCAACUUGGCCUCAUUAAUGUUAAUUUUUUAGGCCCUUUCUAUUGUCUGCACUUUGUUGGUCAAGAAUCAUCUAUAUAUAUGUUAGUGUUCAAAA